Messenger RNA from Fulmarus glacialis (Northern fulmar), 2952 nucleotides. Its product is annotated as dynein heavy chain 9, axonemal-like. The record is from RefSeq and is a predicted model, not a curated record. The transcript has 16 exons. Gene Ontology annotation, biological process: microtubule-based movement. The annotation marks the transcript as partial. Gene Ontology annotation, molecular function: dynein light intermediate chain binding; dynein intermediate chain binding; minus-end-directed microtubule motor activity. Lineage: Eukaryota; Metazoa; Chordata; Aves; Procellariiformes; Procellariidae. Gene Ontology annotation, cellular component: dynein complex.
GUUGGGGGACUCGCUUCUGAGAACGUGAGAUGGGCUGAAGCCGUGAAGAACUUCAAACAGCAACAGAGCACCUUGUGUGGAGAUGUCUUGCUGAUUACGGCCUUCGUCUCCUACCUGGGCUACUUCACCAAGAAAUACCGUCAAGACCUCCUGGAUGGAAUCUGGAAGCCGUAUUUGCACCAGCUAAAAGUGCCAAUCCCUGUAACUCCGUCCCUCGAUCCUCUGACCAUGCUGACAGAUGAUGCUGAUGUAGCGGCUUGGCAGAACGAGGGCCUGCCAGCUGAUCGGAUGUCCACUGAAAAUGCCACCAUCCUCACCAACUGUGAGCGCUGGCCCCUUAUGGUGGAUCCCCAGCUGCAGGGUAUCAAAUGGAUCAAAACAAAGUAUGGUGAAGACCUCCGAGUGAUCCGAAUUGGGCAGAAGGGGUAUUUGGACACGAUGGAACGUGCCCUGGCUGCAGGAGAACUGGUUUUGAUUGAAAACCUGGAGGAAUCCAUGGAUCCAGUUUUGGGGCCAUUACUGGGACGAGAAACAAUCAAGAAAGGAAGGUACAUUAAGAUCGGGGACAAGGAGUGUGACUUCAACCCUGCUUUCCGUCUCAUCCUCCACACAAAGCUGGCAAACCCCCACUUCCAACCCGAGCUGCAGGCACAGUGCACCCUCAUCAACUUCACCGUCACACGAGACGGCUUGGAGGACCAGCUGCUCGCGGCAGUGGUCAACAUGGAGAGGCCUGACUUGGAAGAGCUUAAGUCAGAUCUUACAAAGCAACAGAAUGGAUUCAAAAUCACCUUGAAAACAUUAGAGGACAACUUGCUCUCUCGGCUGUCAUCAGCAUCUGGGAACUUCCUGGGAGACACAGCAUUGGUGGAGAACUUGGAGAUCACUAAACAGACAGCUGCAGAAAUUGAAGAGAAGGUCCAGGAGUCUAAGGUGACAGAAAGCAAGAUUAAUGAGGCCAGAGAGCACUACAGGCCUGCUGCUGCGCGGGCCUCUCUGCUGUACUUCACCAUGAAUGACCUCCAUGCCAUCCAUCCCAUGUACCAGUUCUCUCUGAAGGCAUUCAGCAUCGUGUUUCAGAAAGCCAUUGAGAGGGCACCUCCAGAUGAGAGCCUCGCAGUGCGUGUGCUGAACCUCAUCGACAGCAUUACUUUCUCUGUGUUCCAGUACACAACCCGGGGGCUGUUUGAGUGUGAUAAAUUGACCUACACCGCUCAAGUUACCUUCCAGAUACUUCUGAUGAGUAAAGAAAUCAACACAGUAGAACUGGAUUUUCUACUAAGAUACCCAGCACAGACCAGAGUCACAAGCCCUGUGGACUUCCUGUCCAAUCAUUCCUGGGGAGGAAUCAAGACUCUCUCAUCCAUGGAGGAAUUCAGAAACCUGGAUCGGGACAUUGAGGGGUCUGCAAAACGGUGGAAGAAAUUUGUUGAAUCUGAGUGUCCUGAAAAGGAAAAGUUCCCUCAGGAAUGGAAGAAUAAGUCAGCUCUUCAGCGCCUGUGCAUAAUGAGAGCCAUCCGACCAGAUCGCAUGACCUAUGCUGUCAGAGAUUUUGUAGAAGAAAAGCUUGGCAGUAAAUAUGUGGUAGGGAGAUCCCUGGAUUUUGCAACAACCUUUGAGGAAUCAGGACCUGCAACCCCAAUGUUUUUUAUCCUGUCCCCAGGAGUCGACCCACUGAAGGAUGUGGAGAAACAAGGGAAGAAACUUGGUUAUACAUUUAACAACAAGAAUUUCCACAAUGUUUCCCUUGGACAAGGUCAAGAGGUAGUUGCUGAACAAGCUCUAGAUCUGGCUGCGAAGGAGGGUCACUGGGUCAUCCUUCAGGAUACCCUGGAGAUGUGCACCCGGGAGAAUGAGUUCAAGAGCAUCCUGUUUGCCCUCUGCUAUUUCCAUGCCUUGGUGGCAGAAAGACGCAAGUUUGGCCCCCAAGGCUGGAACCGUUCCUACCCCUUUAAUACUGGAGACCUCACUAUCUCUGUGAACGUGCUGUAUAAUUACCUGGAGGCCAGCUCAAAGGUCCCAUAUGAUGAUUUACGCUACCUUUUUGGUGAGAUUAUGUACGGAGGUCACAUUACAGAUGACUGGGACAGGCGGCUUUGCAAAACCUAUUUGGAAGAAUUUAUUAAGCCAGAAAUGCUGGAGGGAGAGCUUCUCCUUGCUCCAGGAUUCCCCCUCCCAGGGAACAUGGACUAUAAUGGCUAUCAUCAGUACAUAGACGAUGCCUUGCCUCCAGAGUCUCCUUAUCUGUAUGGCCUCCAUCCCAAUGCUGAGAUUGGCUUCCUUACCCAGACCUCAGAGAAGCUCUUCCGCAUCGUGUUGGAGAUGCAGUCCCGGGACACCAGCGUGGGCGAAGGAGGAGCGGUGACCAGGGAAGAAACGGUGAAAGCUCUGCUGGAAGAGAUGUUAGAGAAAUUGAUAGAUGAAUUUAACAUUGCAGAACUGAUGGCAAAGGUGGAGGAGAGGACGCCAUACAUUGUGGUUGCCUUCCAGGAAUGUGAGCGCAUGAACAUCCUCACCAGUGAAAUAAAGCGCUCUCUCAAGGAACUGGAUCUGGGUCUGAAGGGAGAACUGACCAUGACAAGUGACAUGGAGAACUUGCAGAAUGCCCUCUUCUUGGACACGGUGCCUGAGUCCUGGAUAAAGAGAGCUUACCCUUCCACAGCCAGCCUGGGCACAUGGUUUGCUGACCUCCUCACUCGCAUCAAGGAGCUGGAGGCCUGGACAGGAGACUUUUCCUUACCCUCCGCAGUGUGGCUUGCUGGGUUCUUCAAUCCCCAGUCUUUCCUGACAGCCAUCAUGCAGUCCACAGCCCGAAAGAACGAGUGGCCUUUGGACAAGAUGACCUUGCAGUGCGAUGUGACAAAAAAGAAUAGAGAAGAUUUUGCCAGUCCUCCUCGGGAAGGGGCAUAUGUCCACGGUUUGUUCAUGGAGGGUGCACGCUGGGAUGCACAG